Aspergillus homomorphus CBS 101889 is the source of this 1029-nucleotide messenger RNA. RefSeq lists its product as uncharacterized. Bases 101 to 913 code for a protein of 270 amino acids. Lineage: Eukaryota; Fungi; Ascomycota; Eurotiomycetes; Eurotiales; Aspergillaceae. The transcript is spliced from 2 exons. The record is from RefSeq and is a predicted model, not a curated record.
AAACAAUCAGACAAGCUUACUCAAAUCUAUCAACACUACGCUUAAUUACACACGCUUUUGCCCACAAACAACCUUCUAUACAACCCAUCUCUUCAUCAUCAUGGAUCUCCAAGGACAGCCCAUCCCCCCUGGCCAGCGCAGCACUAAGGUCACCUCCGACCCCGAGCGCUACGAACAACCUAUCAAGGAGCCCUCGGGCCCCGUCACCAACGACUCCCUCGCCGCCGAGUCGGCCAACAAGGGUGGUGCCUACUCUCAGAACCGGGGUGCUGAGCCCAUCGGCGUCGAGGGCAAGAAGUCCACCGUCACGAACACCGACACCUCCAGCGCCCACAAGAUCGAGCCCAACCACCGUGAUUCGCAAGACAAGUACCCCGAGGCCCUAGGCGGCCAGGGCAACUACCCUGGCACUCACCUUCCCGAGAGCGGCUACACCGGUGGCUCGACUGCCGCUAAGAAGGAGCUGGGCAUCAACAAGGGCGAGUAUUCUGCCCCCCAGCAGCCGCAGCAAAAGAACACCGAUAAGGUCCACCCCCACCAGCACCAGCCCAAGCACAACGUUGGCCAGCAGCAGCAGCAGCAGCAGCAGCACAAGGUCGCCCCGGCCAGUGGCAGCGGCUAUCAAGGCGGAGUUGCCGGCGUUGCUCCUUCCUACGUCCACGACGUGCUCGACAACCUCGGAAACACCAAGCCCAAGGGCAACAACCUUAAGGAGGGUGACAUCCCGGAUGAUGCUCCCAACGCCAGCUACACCACCGACAUCGGCAGCGAGAAUGACCCCGGCCGCCUGGCUCAGGGUGGCUUCCAGCUGAAGUCUGCUGAGAGCGGCCCCGACGGUACCCCUGCCGGCCGCCAGAAAGGUGUCGACAACCAGCAGCCUUUCCAGGCUCUGCAGCCGGACCAGCGCGCUUAGAUUGUCUCAUGUGAUGGAUGAUUUUACGAAAAAGCAAAGCGGGAUUCCUUUUUCUUCAUGAUUUGUUUUUUGAGAGUCUUCUAGCAGGAAGUCGGUUAAUAUGGUGCGAAGAGGAC